This is a messenger RNA of Xyrichtys novacula (pearly razorfish), 654 nucleotides long. NCBI's taxonomy places the organism in Eukaryota, Metazoa, Chordata, Actinopteri, Labriformes, Labridae. The record is from the annotation of a GenBank genome assembly.
AUGACACAGAAACGAGUCUUUGAAUCCACACGCGCACACACACGCCCUCCACCCGUGAUGCACAAAAAGCGCGGCGGAGGGUCGAGGUCAACUCACCCUCAGCUCUUUCUGCUUGUCAAAAUGGUGAUCUAAAAACUCACCUCUGCUACGCUGUCGUGAAAACGUUUGACUGAAAACCUUUGCUGUGUUCCUCUUUUCGCAGUACGGGGGGGCACUGGAUCCGCAGGAGCGAAGAAAGAGGAAAAAAACAAAUAAAGUCGAAGUCUUGACACGCAUCUACAAAAAGGAUCGUAGAGCAGAGAGUAGAGUAAGUAGUCUAUCUAUCUAUCUAUCUAUCUAUCUAUCUAUCUAUCUAUAACGUUAUAUAGAUAGAUAUAUAGUUAUACGCUUUUCUCUUUUUUAUUUUUUUUUGUUUUUGUUUUCCUUCUUUACCCUGUCGUGAAAACGUUUGACUAAAAACCUCCACUGUAUUCUUCUGUUGCACAGACUCUUUUCGUAGCGAAGAGCGAAGAAGGAGGAAAUUCGUCUGUGAAUCAACUUAGAGGAGAAAAAAAGCGCUCUCCUGUACUGGCUGGCCUCUGCGGCUACAGCCGAAGACGAUCUCGACCUCGAGACCUCGAUCUCGAGAAAAAGGAGCGGACCGCGGCCGAAUGA